Molecule: messenger RNA, 1623 nt
Organism: Lampris incognitus (smalleye Pacific opah)
Lineage: Eukaryota; Metazoa; Chordata; Actinopteri; Lampriformes; Lampridae
Gene: c3h1orf52
Product: chromosome 3 C1orf52 homolog
Exons: 3
Coding region: 109-789 (226 amino acids)
Source: RefSeq, a predicted model, not a curated record
ACGAGAAUCGCGUCAGACGAAGAAGUUGCAGCUCUAUCGUCGUCACACAUUUAACGCAUUUACUUUAUCUUUGUUUACGUAUUGACUACAAAAAACAACGAAAACACAAUGACCGACGAAAAAAACUCCGACUCCUUCCGUUUCUUUUCGAGUUACGACGAUUUGAGCGAUAGUAGCGGCAGCAAUGACAGCGGUGACGACGAUGAGGCAAAAGGCACGAAAAAGCCAGGGCAGAAAUCGGGUACAAAUGCUGUUGGAAACAGUGACAAGUCACCUCAACAAGGGGCCACUUCUGCCUCCAGUAUUGUCCCCUUACCCAAACCCGACGAGCUCUUCGGUUCCGUGUCCAAACCCGCUUUUUUAUACAAUCCACUGAACAAGGAGAUAGACUGGGACAGUCUUGCGGUCAAAGCUCCUGAGGAGCCUGCCAGAGAGUUUAAACCAUGGAAGACGAAUGCUGUCCCUCCUCCUCAAAGCUACACCCCAGAGCCAGAGAAGAAAAAGGGACCUCCUCCAGGGAUGGACAUGGCCAUAAAGUGGUCCAAUGUCUACGAGGACAAUGGGGAAGAUGCACCACAGCCUUACACUGGCAAUGCCCGCUUCCUACCCUCAGAGGAACAACCCUCUGACUCAGAUGAGGACACAGAUAAAGCAGCCAUGUCUGCUAAAAAACGAAGGGUGGAGACCUUCCAACAAAAGGAGAAGAGAAAGAGGGACCUGGGACAAGCCACCUCUGAUAAGAACUUUGUGGAGGAAGAGAAAAGAAUCCUCAGACAGCAGGUAGAAUGAGGCCUAAACUGUGGGGGGGUAAAAAACAUCAUUUGCAAAUUAGAAAAGUUCCUGGACAACAGUGAAAGGACUUGCUGUGUAGUGAACAUGCACAUCAGUCUUGACUAUGAUGGUCACAGUAUUGUGACUUGAAAUAUCAUGCCAGUAUUUGUUUUCAUUGAGGUUGGUACAUUUGAGAAAAUACAUAUUGUGUUUAAAAUAGAUUUUUAUCAUUAGGAUGUCAGGCAUCGAUAAAGAUAAGGAAUAUGUAGGCAUAGUCUUUCAGGUGGCAGUAGCCAUACCCCACUCCAGCAUGUACAUCUUCAAUAAUUCAUCACAGAAAGUUGAGUCAGUUCAUCUGGACAUAGUGUUUAUUGAGAGAAACGUUUCAUCGCUCAUCUAAUGCUCCUUUUUCCAUUACAUGGUACUGGCUCGAGUCAACUUGCCCUUUUUUUCGUUUUUCAUAACUGGAAAGUACUGGAAUUUUGGUAACUGUUACUACUUUGCUGGUACCACCUUUGCCAAAAAAAAAAACUGGAGCGGGUACCAAAAUCAAUGCAGACCUCUGACUGGUCAGAGAAACCCGUCAUUGCAUAAUUUUGCGUCACUGCGUCAUCAGUGUGCGCAUGGGCUAUCACCCGGCAUUUUUAAAUACAGAAGCAGUCGAAGCGGAGUUAUCUUAAAAGUACAUUUUGAAAUUGAAAACCAGGCGUCGGUAUGACGACCAGCUACACUGAUGAGGUACUGUUACGGUAAUGGAAAACGACACAGAAGUGAGUCGAGUUGAGCCGGUACCAUGUAGUGGAAAAGGGGCAUAAGUAACCUCUGCAGUCUCAACUGACUGCAGGUAUCUCC